Messenger RNA from Cadophora gregata, 1161 nucleotides. RefSeq lists its product as uncharacterized. Gene Ontology annotation, molecular function: oxidoreductase activity. The coding region runs from base 1 to 1161 and encodes 386 amino acids. The transcript has 5 exons. The record is from RefSeq and is a predicted model, not a curated record. Lineage: Eukaryota; Fungi; Ascomycota; Leotiomycetes; Helotiales; Ploettnerulaceae.
AUGGCAGCGGCUAGCAUAAGAAAAACUCCUUCACUCGUUGAUCGUAGACUCGAGUCGAUCACAACAGCAGGUUACUUUGGCCUCACCAGGACUUCUAACUUCACCGCAUCUUCCAUUCCUCAUGGAUUCCCAGCAUUCCUCGAAACCGGGCAGGUUUGGACUCCUGCCGAGUUCGCCGAUGAAGUCCGCUUUGUUGUUAACCUGACAGCAGAGGAUAAGCAAGAGCUUGACGAGGCUCUUGACGCUUUCAAGUCUCUUUGCCUCGAUGGGAAUCUGGUGGAUCGUAACAACUUCCCCCUUAAUCGACUUGGCCAAACUCUGGAUUCCGUCGCGGCAGAGAUACACAAUGGGCGAGGCUUCUGCGUUCUUCGAGGACUAGAAACGGAUCGGUACUGCCUUGAGGAUGGCAUGAUCGUGUUCUUGGGAAUACAGAGCUAUGUUGCGGAGAAGCGGUUGCGUCAAGAUGAGGUUGGCAACAUGCUUGUCCAUGUGACAGCUGAUCCCAGCAAUGAAAGACUAUCGAAGCAUGUGCGAUACUCGACAGAUACAAUUCCCUUCCAUACAGAUCCUGACGCGGAUAUACUUGGUUUCCAGACAAGAGAUGUGGCUGCAGCUGGUGGAAAAUGUGUGCUAGCUUCGGGACACAGCAUCUAUAACGAGCUUGCGCGGACAAGACCUGAUAUCAUAGCAACACUGGCAGCACCAGACUGGCCAUUCGCCCUACCAUACUACUAUCAACGGCCGGUUCUCUUCUACCACCACAGCAGAAUAAUCUUCUGCUUCACUCGCCUCGCCCUCGUUGGCAACGAAUUUUACCCCCGUCCUACCUCCAUCCCAUCGAUCACUCCCCAACAAAGAGAAGCACUUGAUGUUCUGAACUCCCUAGCCGAGAAAAGCCGUCUUGAGAUAGCACUACAACCGGGCGAUAUAUACUUCGUCAAUAAUCUGGCGUUGCUACAUCGGCGAGACGAGUUUGUUGAUGAUGCGGAACACAAGCGACACUUGGUGAGGAUGCAUUUGAGGAAUGAGAAGCUGGGAUGGGAUAUACCGGACGAGUUGAAGAGGUUCUGGGAUAAUGCUCUGGAUGAGGAAAGGGGGGAGCGUUGGCAUAUUGAGCCCAUGCCAGAGUCGUUCUUUCCGCUAAAGUUAGGCUCUCAUUGA